Molecule: messenger RNA, 3805 nt
Organism: Hyla sarda
Lineage: Eukaryota; Metazoa; Chordata; Amphibia; Anura; Hylidae
Gene: DMGDH
Product: dimethylglycine dehydrogenase
Exons: 16
Coding region: 127-2763 (878 amino acids)
Cellular component (GO): mitochondrion
Molecular function (GO): protein binding; oxidoreductase activity
Source: RefSeq, a predicted model, not a curated record
CCCAGCAAUUCGAUAUCUCGCCCACUAUUUGUUUUGCUUUUUUUUUUUUAGCUUCUGGAGUUAGGGAGUAAGGAGGGUGGAUAAGGUGUCAGUGCUCCUCCACCUGCUCUCAGCACUCUCCGCAAGAUGAGGCUCCAGCAUGUGAGGCUCCUGCUGCAGACCAGGGAUCACUUACUACAGGCUAGAGCCAGGGGACAGGCUGUGGUCACUAGGGUGCAAGAGCCCAGGAGGACAAUCAGCACAGGACGUCAUGAAGAGAGCAAUGCGGAAAGCACAUCUUCUGUUCUGGGAAAGAGAUGGAAGGACACUGCAGAGACAGUUAUUAUUGGCGGUGGAUGCGUGGGGGUGAGCCUGGCAUAUCACCUAGCCAAAGCUGGCAUGAAGGAUGUGGUAUUACUGGAGAAAUCAGAGCUUACAGCUGGAUCUACAUGGCAUGCAGCUGGGCUAACAACAUAUUUUCAUCCUGGGAUUAACCUUAAAAAAAUUCAUUAUAACAGUAUCAAGCUGUAUGAAGACUUGGAAGAAGAGACAGGACAGGCUGUUGGCUUCCACCAACCCGGAAGUAUCAGAAUAGCUUCAACCCCUACUCGGGUGGAUGAACUAAAAUACCAAAUGACAAGGGGUCGAUGGCAUCCAAAUCCUCAGUAUUUAGUCGGACCAGAAAAAGUGAAUGAACUGUUUCCUCUGCUGAACAUGGAAAAGGUCCUGGCUGGAUUGUACAAUCCUGGAGAUGGUCAUAUUGACCCUUAUUCCCUGACUAUGGCCCUUGCAUCAGGGGCCAGAAAAUACGGGGCACAGUUAUACUUUCCAGCAGAAGUAACUGACUUGACACCUCGACCUGAUGGGACUUGGAAUGUGGGGACGGCUCAUGGGACCAUUCAUGCCAAAAGGAUUGUGAAUGCUACAGGAUUUUGGGCUCGAGAAGUUGGGAAGUUAAUAGGACUUGAACAUCCUCUUAUUCCUGUGCACCAUCAGUAUGUGGUUACUGGAACAGUUCCUGAAGUGAAAGCCUUGAAGAAGGAGCUCCCAGUUCUUAGAGAUCUAGAAGGCUCAUAUUACCUACGGCAAGAACGUGAUGGACUUUUAUUUGGCCCUUAUGAAAGUCAAGAGAAAAUGAAACUGCAAGAAACCUGGGUAACACAUGGGGUCCCACCAGGUUUUGGAAAGGAAUUGUUUGAGUCGGAUUUAGACAGGAUAAUGCAACAUGUGGAGGCAGCUAUGGACCUGGUUCCUGUGCUGAGAAGUGCAGACAUCAUCAACAUUGUUUCUGGACCUAUAACAUACUCUCCUGAUAUUCUUCCAAUGGUUGGUCCUCAUCAAGGUGUCCAAAACUACUGGGUGGCCGUUGGUUUUGGAUACGGUAUAAUUCAUGCUGGUGGCAUCGGAAAAUUCUUAAGUGACUGGAUUACUGGUGGAGAGCCUCCUUUUGACCUCAUUGAAUUGGACCCAAAUAGAUACGGAAAAUGGACCACUCCAAAAUACACAGCACUGAAAGCAAGAGAGUCCUACGGGUUCAACAACAUAGUUGGUUAUCCUAAGGAGGAAAGGUUUGCAGGAAGACCGACUGAGAGAGUGAGUGGAGUUUAUGAAGAGCUGAAGACUAAAUGCUCCAUGGGCUUCCAUGCGGGAUGGGAACAACCUCACUGGUUCUACAAGAAAGGAGAUGAUGCUGGAUACAAACCUAGUUUUCGAAGGACAAACUGGUUUGAGCCAGUGAGGCGAGAAUAUAACCAGGUGAUGGAGAAAGUGGGAGUGAUUGACCUGACACCCUUUGGCAAGUUUACUGUGAAAGGGAAAGAUUCUAUCAAAUUCUUGGACCAUCUCUUUGCAAACACAAUUCCAAAGGAGGGUUUCACCAAUAUAAGUCACAUGCUGACCCCUAGAGGCCGUGUCUACGCUGAGCUCACAGUAUCACACUUAUCCCCAGGAGAAUUUUUACUGAUUACUGGAUCUGGAUCAGAACUCCAUGAUCUCAGGUGGAUAGAAGAUUUUGCAACACAAGGCAAAUAUAAUGUGGAGAUAGUGAAUGUGACAGAUGAGGUAGGAGUACUUGGUGUAGCAGGACCACUGUCCAGAAAGGUUCUCCAAAAAUUAACAUCUGAAGACUUGAGUGACUCUGCGUUCAAAUUUCUGCAUGGUAGAAGAAUGAACAUUGGUGGUUUCCCAGUCACAGCCAUCCGAAUAUCUUAUACAGGUGAGCUGGGCUGGGAGCUGUACCACAAGCGGGAGGACACAUCAGGGCUGUACAACAAGAUCAUGCAGGCGGGAGAUGAAGAAGGGAUUGAUAACUUUGGUACAUAUGCCAUGAAUGUGUUAAGACUGGAGAAGGCUUUCCGUGCCUGGGGAGCGGAGAUGAAUUGUGACACGAACCCCCUGGAGGCCGGACUACAGUACUUUAUAAAGCUAAACAAGCAAGCGGACUUUAUUGGCAAGCGGGCCAUGAAGCAAAUAAAGGAGAAGGGGCUUCAGAGGAAACUCGUGUAUCUCACCUUGGAAACGGAUAACGUUGAUCCUGAGGGAAAUGAAAGCAUCUGGCACAGUGGGAAGGUUGUUGGUAACACGACAUCUGGAACCUUUAGUUACUCCACCAACAAAAGCAUGGCUUUUGCCUAUGUGCCUAUACAGCUGAGUGGAGCAGGACAAAAACUGGAGGUGGAACUUCUUGGCAAUCACUACCCGGCCACGGUCAUACAAGAACCACUGGUGUUUACCGAACCGACCAGGAACCGCAUGCAGAAGAAAGGAGAAGGUGCUAAACUGUAACUACAGGCAACAUGGUCACCGUGAAGACUUCACUGUGAAACCAACGUCUACUACACCUGUGCCGUUUCUUUUUUUUUUAAGUAUCUUUGGCUAUUUGUUGAAAAGCCCCAUACUGAUACAACGGACGUCUGCUAAAGAAAAGCAGAAAUUAUACAAAGUAUCAGAGACAGCAGGAGUUUCACAUCUUAUCUGGGCUUUAUAAAUUGAUAACCUCCUGGCAUUUAGUCAUUGAGUUUAUCAGCGGGAGUGCUAGGAGUCGGACCCCCACCUAUCUAAUAUUGAUGGCCUAUAGCAGUGUUUGCCAGCCAGGGUGCCUCCAGCUGUUGGAAAACUACAACUCCCAUCAUACCUUUGGCUGGGCAAUUGUAGUUUUGCAACAGCUGGAUGCACCCUGGUUGCAUAGACUGCCAUAUACUAGUCUUUAUUAGUUUAAGGAAUAUUUUGGAUCUUUAGUUUAAAGGUGUUUUUCAGGUUUCAAAUAUUUUUUUUUAUUUUUUUUCCAGAAACAGAGCAGCUCUUUUUUCUCAGGUUGUGUGUGGUGUUGCAGCUGAGUUCCAUUAGGAUUAGAAAAAGAUGCUUUUUUUUCCAGACACAGUGCCACUCUUGUCCUCCGGUUGUUUGUGGUAUUACAUCUCCGUUCCAUUGAAGUGAAUGGAGAGGAGUUGUAAUACCACACACAACCUGAGGACAAGGGUGGUGCUGUCUUUGUAAUAAAGCAGCUAUAAUAUUCUAAUACUGGAUGACCCAUUUUAUAAUUAAAAGAACCGCUCCAGGAAAAAACGGAUACACUAUAGAGGGCAUAAAGUAAUCAAAAGAGUACAGUACAGUAAAGAUAGAAGUCGUGCACCAGCUCCUUCAGGCCCUUUCCUGGGUAUAAUACACUGUGUCUGUUUCUCCUGCAGUACUAUUCUUAUACUAAACUAUAUAAACCAAGCAGAGUGUAAUACACUGUGGAAUACUGCACACAUAAAAUAAAUACAAGAUCUAUAAUGUAAAAUAUAACACAUUUUAUUUGUGUUUUUGUGAUUUUAGCUGGUUUUGG